AUGGCCGGUCGCGAAUUGAAGGCGCUGUUGAACAGUGGCGAGCAGGGCGCUACUUACACUGCUACGAUCUCGAUCGCGGGCGCCACUGUGGAGCUCCCCCCCGAGCAGAGAAAGUGCUUCUCCGAUGAUAAGCAUCCUUUCACCGCGACCUCCUUCGACUUUCUCGCAUGCGUGGUAGUUCGGAAGUGCGUGUCCCCGUCGCUCCAGGAGGCAAUUAAGGUGGUGCCCUCCAAUGUUGUCGCGGACAUCGUCGCUGGUCGAGAGGCCGCGCACGUGGCGUUUGACGGUUUGGUUGGAUGUAAGCUGGUCGCGUUCUGCCUCUGGUCCGAGGAAGUGAGUGACAAGAAGGCCUCCAACGCGGGCAUGUUGCUGCUAUUGCGACCGGACCACCUGGGGCUUGACGCGACCUCACCCUGGAAAACCCGCUUUGUCCGCGUCUGUCACCCCACUGCUGCGGCUGAGCAUCUUGCCGCGGUGGACCAUAUUGUCAAGUACCCCCCUUGCGGUCCACUCGCAUGUGGGUUCGCGUUCGACAGAGUUCUCAACGACCUCGACGCGGUUGUUGGACACGACCCUGCUCCUCGCAUCGCCAAGCCAAUUGCCAGGACGCUGAACACAUUGCGGCAGGAUGCGAAACGCGCCGCCGAAGAGCUCGCGUUCAGAUCCCGGUGCGGCAUCGCGGACGGUCAUGGGGGGGAUGCUCACGGCAAUGACCGUGAGAGGUCGCACGAACACCCCGCGGGAUCCCGCGUGUCCGGACGCGAUAACAUCGCUCUCAACACAGCUCUUGCACUCGCGAACACAGGGGAGGGGGACCAGGGGAAACCGGACAACAAGGAAGAGGGCUCGAGCUCUGACCGCGACGAGGACGCCCCUGUUAACGCGCCGCAGGGCGGAGAUGACAACAAUGAAGAGGAGGCAGACGAGGCAGAGGGUCAGGGUCGCGGUCAAGACGAGGCAGACGAGGCAGAGGGUCAGGGUCGCGGUCAAGACGAAGAGGAUGCCGCGGAGGAUCACCAGCGCGGUGAUCUGGAGCUGGUGGGUUCGGAAGAAAUGGAGGAGGAAGAGGACAACGAAGAUGAUGAGGAAGAGGAGGAGGAGGUGGCGGAAAUCGCAGCCAACAAUGCCGGGCGGUCGGCGGUCGCGGUCGCGGUUGCAGGGAAGAGUAUUUGCGGUCUUCAGGCUGUGCUGUCCCCCCGGCAUGGCAGCGCGACCCCGUCGGGCGAGUUUGCGGGCAAGAGUCCGGUCUUGGGCAAGCGGAAACACUCGGAGCUGGUGAAGAUGGCUCCUGAGAAGCUGGCCGCGGAGAUCCUCCGUUUGAACGAGCAGCUGAAAAAUCAGACGCGCAAGCUGGAUGAGGUCGCGUCCGCGGUGUCCGGUGCUGAAUUCGCGGUGGUGAUCACGCAGAAGUACGAAGAACUCGAGGCCACGGUGGAGAAGGUGCUAACCCACGUGCAGAACACAGACCGGGUGAUACGCAGGGAAGCCAAGCUGGCCGCGAAGGACAGGGCGGAGAAUCGCGACAUGCGGGAGGUGCUGAAACGCGCUGCGGUCCGGUUGGAAGAUUGCGCGGGGAGCAUGAAGGGGGUGGUUGUGGACUCCAUGGAGAACGCCCAGAAGAAGCUCACGGACGAGGUCGCACGGAAGAUAGACGGCGCGUCAUCCAACAUCGCGAGUACCGCCGAGAAAGCGAUCACAACUAGUGGCGUCACGAACUCCCUCAACAUCAUCAUCGCGAUGCUUUCCAGGCGUGCAGCACCGCAACAAGUCCCCGAUGGACCGCGUGGGAAGGAGGUCGCGGAGAAGGAGGCAGGGAAGAUGGCCGCGGAGAAGGAGGCCGGGAAGAAGGCCACGGACAAGGAGACAGUGAAGAGGGUCGCGGACAAGGAGACAGGGAAGAGGGUCGCGGACAAGGAGGCAGGUAAGUGUGAGAGCAGCAGGGGUGGGAAGCGGCAGAAAGGGGUCGCGAUCUAUAGCGUCACCGACCUUCUGAAGUCCAAGGGUGGCGCGGUCGUCGAACGUGCUGCGGGGACCAACAGGGGGGCUGCUGCUGCUGCUGGACCACCGCCCGCGACCUCGGGGGUGGAAGCUGGUAAAGGCAAGGCCAAGGUCGAGGACGCCCCGCCAAACACCACCUCCACCACCACCGCCAUCACCAACGCGAUUGUGCCCGCGUCAGGCAACACCGCCGCGGUCGCGCCAGGACAGCCUGGACCCAGCUCUAUCGCCCCUGCCAUCCCCCCCUCUGCAGAUGUGAAGGCGAAGAAUCAGGGCCGCAGUGGUUGUAAGCCUCCUGCAGCCGCGUUGAAGUGUGAACGCGACGACGACGACGACUCGGACGCGGACGAUGAGGUUGAGCUUGUGAUGCAGAGGUUCUUGGGGCCAAGCGACACCAGCGGAACAAGCGGCAAGCGCAAGGGCUGUGGUAUCCGCCCUCCGCCCAGGGGUGGGGAGGGGAUGGUGGGCGAACUGUGGCUGGGGGGGAGACGUCGCUGGCUCGGACAUCACUCUCUCCAAGAGGUGCAGUAUCUGACCGUGAACGCGGUGAUGUGUUACGACAAGAAGAUAGACCCCGGGCUCAAGCUGACUGCGCAGCAGAAGAGUGAGUGGGCCGAGGACAUCUCCGCGGCCGGGACAUUGUGCACCGGGCUAUUCGCCACCAUGCACCUCCGCAACCUUUGCGGCAAUGUUGACAGGUACCACCACAUGUUCAAGGCCUACCGCGACCUCACCCGCCGCGGGUCCCCGAUCGGCAACGCGAUAGCUUGGGCAGCCGCGGUGGGGAAGGAGGCUGCAGAUGAGGAGCCCGAUGUCACCGGCGCCCAAGCGGGCCUGUUCGCUGGUGCGGUCGCAUGCGCCAUCGCGAUGGUGUGGGAGACCUGCAACGGUCUCGAACUCGAGGCUAUCGCUGAUGCUGGAUACUCGUUCUGGGCGGCGUUCUGGCCGCCUCCCUCCUUCCCAAUGAGCUCGGCCAUUCGCGUAACUGCACCACGGGGUUGGGACAGGAGCGACUCUGGACUCUCGCCGAUCAGCGGGUGCGUGGACUUGUACAGCUUCCAUCCGUCCGACGGCUUGGUCGCGUUGACCCAUGGUUUCAUGAUCGCGUCCCGAAUUGUCUCGUCCCAAGUCGGCUGUGCGGGUUUCUUACGCGUUCCCUGGUCGGUGGGGGUUGCGGCAUUGGUAGGCGCGGCCGCGGCUCCAGGAGUGUUUGCCGGACUCGGAUCCGCGGUCGGCCCUGAGGUGCUCACGGUGAGACGCGACAGCUGGGCCUCCAGAUCAUUCACGCGUUCGUCUUUCGCGGCCAGCUCCCGAUCGCGUUCCUCCAACAGACCCUCCAGCUCUUUCACCCGUUUAUGA
Messenger RNA from Closterium sp. Naga37s-1, 3357 nucleotides. NCBI's taxonomy places the organism in Eukaryota, Viridiplantae, Streptophyta, Zygnematophyceae, Desmidiales, Closteriaceae. The record is from the annotation of a GenBank genome assembly.